Morone saxatilis (striped sea-bass) is the source of this 660-nucleotide messenger RNA. RefSeq names its product RNA binding motif protein 18 (gene rbm18). Gene Ontology annotation, molecular function: RNA binding. Lineage: Eukaryota; Metazoa; Chordata; Actinopteri; Moronidae. The record is from RefSeq and is a predicted model, not a curated record.
CACUCCGCGCCUUUGUUGUCAGACGGUAGCAAGGCGACUGUUUAGCCUCCGAGCUAACGUUAGCACGUCCGCUCAAGUUCGACAGGAAAGAGAAUAAAACACACCGGUUGAGAUGAUUCAUGUUACGUUUUGACGUAGCCCAAUCGUCCCGGGAGUGGGAUCAGUAGAGGAUCAGGUCGAAACAAACCCAGUCGCUUUUGAAAGAGGAAGUUUGUUGACGUUUUAAAGGAGAGUACACAUGUCGUCUGCAGCAGGGACAGUGGAAAAUGCCUCCAUCAUUUCAGAGAGUGUGGCCCACGACGGAAACCGCUUGUGGAUAGGCAACAUCGAUCCCAAAAUCACAGAGUAUCACCUGGUGAAGUUGUUGGAAAAAUUUGGUAAUGUGAAACAGUUCGACUUCCUGUUUCAUAAGUCUGGGCCUUUGGAGGGACAACCACGAGGCUACUGCUUUGUCAACUUCAACACCAGAGAGGAGGCAGAAAGGGCGAUCCAGUGUUUAAAUGGAAAGCUAGCUUUGUCCAAGAAGCUGGUGGUGCGUUGGGCGCACGCACAGGUGAGGAGGUUUGAAGGUUUCCGUAACGACAAGACGAUGCCUCCGAGCCUGGAACCGUCGUGCAGUGGCGCGACAGACGAAGGACCCGUAACUGCCAACCACCUCAG